This is a messenger RNA of Purpureocillium takamizusanense, 1674 nucleotides long. RefSeq lists its product as uncharacterized. The transcript has a single exon. NCBI's taxonomy places the organism in Eukaryota, Fungi, Ascomycota, Sordariomycetes, Hypocreales, Ophiocordycipitaceae. Bases 773 to 1588 code for a protein of 271 amino acids. Gene Ontology annotation, molecular function: acyltransferase activity, transferring groups other than amino-acyl groups. The record is from RefSeq and is a predicted model, not a curated record.
CACCACGCUCAUUUGUCUCAUGAGCAGCAAGGGGCAGUCGCGGGUCUUGCUUGCAUAGACUCAUCUGAGGCAUCAAUUGUCCCCCGUCAUCGCAUCGCAAGGUGCCGGGGAGCUCUCUUCAUCCCCACAGCCCAUUCAAAGCCAAGUGCUCAGCACUGCACAUGGUUGCCCAUCGCUGUCCAAGGUUUGCAGUUUUACUUUCAUAUCAGACAUCAAUCUCCAGGGCAUCUGUGAUAAGAUGCUAUGCCAACAGCCAUGCUUCGUCGUCUGCUCGUGGUUAUGUUGUGAGAAAACGACUCGAAGCUGGUCUUGUGUCAAACAGCGACUCUCCAAACCACGCAUGGCAAAGGCUAUCUAUCUAUCCUGCAUGAGUUGGCAUGGCUUGACAACGUCUCUCGGCCACAGUAAUUGCAGGUGGCCCAAGUUGCUACUAUACCCGGGAGGGUGUUCCGCUAUAGGGAGCCGAAUGUCGUGACUCACUCUCGACUUCGGCCGUGAGCUUACGCCACAUUAUUAGUGUACGAGAAAUACGGCUCAAUAAACCCCGAUAGCUCACGCCAAAAGGGACUCAUCCUUGAUCAAUAAAGAGACGGACAUUUGAUAUUUCGACGUGGAAUUUAUUUAGCCUAAGCCAGCCAGACUUUCACUACAGCUCCGUCCGCCUCAUCCAUCUAUCCAUCCAUCCAUCCACAUCCCCCUUCAACCUCUCCCAGCCCAAAGCCUUGUUGAUCACGACGGCCGCCGAGAGAAGCCCCGAGUGAGACAAGCAAACAUGAAGCCCGCGCUGCGCGUCGAGCCGGCCGCCGACGAGGACAUGCCGCGGUGCAUGGAAAUCUUCAACCAGUCCUUUGGCUUCGUGCCCAUACACGAACUCUCGCACGGAGCCGACACGCCCGCCAACCGCCUCGUCACCGCGGCGCUGCACCUGCGCGGCCAGCGCGAGCACCAGGCUCGCUUCCCCCGCGCGCCGCCCGUGUGCGUCAAGUGCGUGGCGACGGUGGUGCCUCAGCAACAGCAACAGCAGCAGCAGCUGCUGCAGCAUCUUGACGAUGACCCGGCAGUCACCGCCACCACCGUCAACGGCAGUAUCCAAGGGGACGUCCAAGACAAAAUCGUCGGCUACGCAGAAUGGUUCAUCUACGACCGGGCGCGCACCGCCGCCGACGACUCCUCCGAACCCUUCAUGAGCCGCUUCUCCUGGAUGCAGGAGACGGACCCCGAGGGCCGCGCGCGCUGCCUCGCCUUCGUGCGCCCGGGCAACGAGGCGCGGCGGCGGCGCAUGGGCGGGCGCCCCCACGGGCAGCUCAAGUUCAUGUGCGUCGACGGCGCGCACCGCCGCCAGGGCGUGGGCUCGGCCGUCGUGCGCUGGGGCAUGGACCGCUGCGCCGAGCUCGGCGUCCCCGCCUACCUCGAGGCCAGCGUCGAGGGCAUGGAGCUGUACCGCCGCAUGGGCUUCGAGGACAUGGGGCCGGCGACGGAUGACCGCGGGGAGCCGUACGCGUAUCCCGCCAUGAUAUGGUGGCCGCCGGGGGUGAGGCGGGAUGAUGACGGUGCCGCCGGCGUCGAGGACGUGGUGAUGGCUCAGUAAGGCUGGGUUGCCCGUGAAUGGCUCCUCUUCUGAAACUGUAGCGGUGUCUUAUGAGAUGUGUAGUUCGUGUACAUGUACUAUGUGUG